Mizuhopecten yessoensis (Yesso scallop) is the source of this 3464-nucleotide messenger RNA. RefSeq names its product signal peptidase complex subunit 1-like. Lineage: Eukaryota; Metazoa; Mollusca; Bivalvia; Pectinida; Pectinidae. Bases 71 to 409 code for a protein of 112 amino acids. The transcript is spliced from 4 exons. The record is from RefSeq and is a predicted model, not a curated record. Gene Ontology annotation, cellular component: endoplasmic reticulum membrane; signal peptidase complex. Gene Ontology annotation, biological process: protein targeting to ER.
GAAGAGUUCCGGGUCUGAACGCAACGUCAACUUCCUUCAUCGCUUGCUGCUGCACAUUUCAGAAGAGAUAAUGGAAUAUCUUGAGAAAUUGGUUCCAGCUUUCAUCAAAAACAUUCCAACACACAUGGACUUUGAUGGACAGAAAAGAGCUGAGAAAUGGUUCCAAAUCAUCAUAAUGGUGUUUGGGGUGGUUGGCUUCAUUUGGGGAUAUAUCUGCCAGCAGUUUUCACAGACCAUGUACAUUCUCAUAGCAGGGUUUGUUAUCUCCUGUUUUUUGACUCUGCCACCCUGGCCUGUGUACAGAAGGAAACCACUGAAGUGGCUUAAAGUUAAACAGGAACCAGAAUCAGAUUCUACAAAUAAUGCCACGCCAAGUUCUGGAUCAUCGCACAAACGACGAGGGAAAUAGACUCAAUUCAUAGAAACCAAUAAUUUGCAUCACAGUUAUGUAAUUUAUUUUUUCGAAAUCUGAAAUCUAAAUUGAAAAAAAUUGUCUGUGGUAAAGUAUACUUGAUAUGUGUUCAUUUGAUGUUGGUUCGGUAUAAAAGUUAAUUCAGAGAGAGAAAAAAACAGAAUUAAACAAAGUGAAAAAUCUGGCCUGUAUACAUAGAUUUGACGAUGUGUCAAUUUCAUGCUGGGUUUUUUAAAGAUGUGAAACAGUAUUACAUAUACUAUUUCUACAAAUCAUAUUGAUAGGGCCAACCUCAAUCAGUUUUUGAGAAAUUCAGGAAACAGAAAAUCAAUCAAUUAACCCUUUAACCACUAUAGACCGUAAUGGACUUACCCAGACCAAUGCAUGGUAGAGUUUAUUAAAGUUACAUAGGGGUGAAAGGGUUAAAACCACCUCAUAACGUUUCAAUAUUUACUUGUUGUGCCUCAACACACAAUCAUAUACAAUAUACAUGUGACUAUUGACUUAACAUCAGUUACUUACAAAUUAAAAGAUAAAUAAAACCUUUGCUGCAAAUAUUAAUGCUAUAUUUCCUGGUGUGUAAAGUGGGAGGUGUAGCAGUCAACAUGUCUGUAAGUGUCACUACCAUAUAGAAACAAAAGUUUGAAAAUUGCAGCAUGGUUGUAUAUUAAACUUUAUGAUUUUAAAUCUAUCAUAAAAUGAAGUGUUACCAUCAGUUCGGAUCAUAGGGAUAUCAUCUGCUUAUAUAAAUUAUUAUUCAAUAUGAAGGGUGUUGUAAAUUUUCAGUGAAAAUCGCUUAUUUUUUGUGGGCUUGUUUAUUUCAUGGUGUAUCUUGUGAUCUCUCACUGUCUUCAGGAAAUGAAAAAAUCCUAAUAUAACACUUGUUGAUAUAUUUGAACCAAUGUUCAAGAUGUAAUAUUUGUAUUAACCACAGAAAAAAUUGCUUAUAAAUGAAUGUGAAAAUAAAUUGUACUGAAGAUUUUUUCUACAUUUACUCUUGGAAUAUAAGGGACCGCAGGUCGGCUGUGUCUUCAUCAGAUAUGGUUGUGGCGACUGCGAUGUGGUCAAUGUCCAAAGUAUCUCGGCGUCGUUACAGCUCUAACAUUGCUGAAGUAUCUUACUAUGUACUAAUUGUACAGACUUUGUGAAGUGUAUCUGUGGGUAUGUAAUGAUGAGAGAGCACCCGAUUGUUUAUAAUACCAGUCCUGUACUCAUAUCUUAGUUUGAAAGGGUAAAGUCUCUCUGUAUUCUUAUGAUUGUAAUAGUCAGCAAUUGUAGAUUCACACAUCAUUGUAAUCUAUACGGAUUUAUAUAUGAAAUCAUGUGCUGAUCAACGUUCUGGUAUUUCUGAUAUUUGGAGUGAUUAGUGUUAUUGAAGAACCGUUUGACAGUUUGGUAACAUAUUGUGUGACAGACGUAUGGCAGUGGAUGAUACCUGUGCAAAUUUAUUCAAAUCCUGAUUAGUUGAACUACAAUUUAAUGCAACGUUUAAUAUUCAAAAAUGUAAAUUUGAAACUUAAAACAGAAGUUGUAUGUUUACAGAUUAAUAAUAUAAUAAAAAACAGAAUAUUUGUAAAAAAACAACAUAUUUAUCAAAAACCACAUUUUGAAAACAUGGGUUAACAUCUCCUGAAGCUUUGCCUGAUGUGAACAACCAGUCCCUAAUGAUAUAUGAUAGUAUAGUUUUCAUUUCAUUCUAAAUCAUCCUCGAAAUCCCAGCGGUUACUUUCACUUACAUUCUCAGCACACAUGUAUAAUGCUAUAAUCAAAGGCUCUGUACACACCUUGUGAAUGAUAUAAGUGGACUAGCUUGAUCUUUUCAUGAACAUCAGAAGGUUUGACUGCUGUGUAAUGGUAAACUUGACUGACGUUGUACGGGUGUCUCAGUGUAAUGGUAAACUUGACUGACGUUGUACGGGUGUCACCGUGUAAUGGUAAACUUGACUGACGUUGUACGGGUGUCACAGUGUAAUGGUAAACUUGACUGACGUUGUAUGGGUGUCACAGUGUAAUGGUAAACUUGACUGAAGUUGUACGGGUGUCUCAGUGUAGUGGUAAACUUGACUGAUGUUGUACGGGUGUCGCAGUGUAAUGGUAAAUUUGACCGACGUUGUACGGGUGUCACAGUGUAAUGGUAGAUUUGACUGACGUUGUACGGGUGUCACAGUGUAAUGGUAGAUUUGACUUACGUUGUACGGGUGUCGCAGUGUAAUGGUAAUCUUGACUGACAUUGUACGGGUGUCGAAGUGUAAUGGUAAAUUUGACGUACGUUGUACGGGUGUCACAGUGUAAUGGUAGAUUUGACUGACGUUGUACGCGUGUCACAGUGUAAUGGUAGAUUUGACUUACGUUGUACGGGUGUCACAGUGUAAUGGUAGAUUUGACUGACGUUGUACGGGUGUCGCAGUGUAAUGGUAGAUUUGACGUACGUUGUACGGGUGUCACAGUGUAAUGGUAAACUUGACUGACGUUGUACGGGUGUCACAGUGUAGUGGUAAAUUUGACCGACGUUGUACGGGUGUCACCGUUUAAUGGUAAAUUUGACUGACGUUGUACGGGUGUCACAGUGUAGUGGUAAAUUUGACUGACAUUGUACGAGUGUCGCUCCUUUGUAGCCUUCAAAUGACAGGUAUCAGCCUAGCAAUAGGUUAUCUUUAAACCUGAAACAAAUCAAAUAGCUAGCCACAGAGAACAUAAGUGAGCGUAGCCAUCAGGAAAUUUGAGGAUGAUGCUAAAAGUACAUACCUUGUAUUGAAACCUCCACUUCUGUAUGGUUUACUUAUCAAACCUUUAUUGGCUAUUUGGCUGUUUGGUGCAUUGUUCACAUGGUUCAGAAGAUACGUUUUAGUGUAUUAAUGUUUAAACAUCUGCUCAAGCAGAACCAGUACAUAUUUUAUUUCAACACCAUAGAAUUUUUGAAACAUAGCUUUGUUUUAAAAACUUCAUCAGCUUUAUUACAUGAUUGCAUGGUUGGGAUAAACAGGAAAUGUGAUCAUGAAGAGACAUACAAGUUUUGUGGGGAAAAAUUGAAUAAAAAGAUGAAAAGUUUCUA